Molecule: messenger RNA, 769 nt
Organism: Ochlerotatus camptorhynchus
Lineage: Eukaryota; Metazoa; Arthropoda; Insecta; Diptera; Culicidae
Product: chymotrypsin-2-like
Exons: 1
Biological process (GO): proteolysis
Molecular function (GO): serine-type endopeptidase activity
Source: RefSeq, a predicted model, not a curated record
GUACAAAUCGGAGAAAGAUACAAGCAUGCUUUAAUUUAUAAUCUUUUUUUAGCUCUGUCUCCGGAAUUCCUCGAGUGGGAGGGCCGUAUUGUCGGUGGCCAAAAUGCCGCCUCCGGACAGUUCCCAUAUCAGGUUUCACUCCGCUCAUCUGCCAACUCUCACUUCUGCGGAGCGUCCAUCAUCAACAAUCGUUUUGUGCUGUCAGCCGCGCAUUGUACCGUCGGACGUACUCUGGCCAACACCCGUGUUGUCGUCGGAACUCACCUUCUGAACAGCGGUGGAAUUUCCCACGCCUCGUCUCGCAUCGUCAACCACGGAUCGUACAACGCCAACUCUCUCGCCAACGACGUUUCGCUGGUGCAGACCGCUUCGGUUAUUGCAUUUAACAACCUUGCGCAACCCAUUGGUCUGGGAGCUACCUUCAUUAACACUGCCGGUGGUGCUCUGGCUUCCGGCUGGGGUCGAUUGGGAGCCAAUGCCGGUAUUCCAAACAAUCUGCAAUGGCUGAGCACCAGCAUCAUCACUCUGGCUGAUUGCCGUAGCCGUCACUCGGCUGCCAACGCUGCAUCUGUAUUUGACAACACCAUCUGCACGCUGAGCCCAAGCGGUCAGGGUAUGUGCAUGGGAGAUUCCGGCGGUCCAUUGGUGCACGGGGGCAACCAGCAGGGUAUCGUGUCGUGGGGCAUUCCCUGUGGUCUGGGAGCUCCUGAUGUAUUCGCUCGUGUGUCUUCGCACCGUACCUGGAUCCUGAACAAUGCUGCUUAAGUUA